AUGUCGUCUCAGCUGGAUAAGGCUCUAUUACAUCUUUCUCUUGAAGAAGAAGAUGAUGAACCUUUCGUCCUGCCAGAUACACCGGAGUACUGCUCAGCUGGAAGAAACGCUCUGAGUUUGGUUGGUCGUCUUCUGAAUCCAUCCUGUCAGAAGAUGUCAGACCUGAUUCUAGAUAUGCCAAGGAAAUGGCAACUUUAUGAUAGAGUAAGAGGGGUGGCUUUAUCAAGAGAAAGAUUUCAGUUCAUCUUCAAACAUGAACACGACCUCUUGGAUAUCCUCGACAGGGGAGUUCACACAUUCCAGCUCUGGCCUAUCGUGAUGGAAAGAUGGGUCGAAAAACCUCCUGAGGAUUAUCUGCAGCACAUCAUGGUUUGGGUGCAGAUGAGAAACAUACCUGUUAACCACUACACAAAGAAAGCUCUCUGGGCUUUGGGAGACUUUGCAGGUCAGGUGGUUGAAGUAGCUUUUGAUCCAGACAAACCUCAGACCAGAGACUACAUAAGAGUGCUUGUUAAGUUCAAUGUAGCAAAGCCACUGAGGAGGUUUAAAAAGAUCACUACACCUGGAGGAGAAGAAGUCUACAUUAGAUACGAUUAUGAAAGGCUCCAGAAAAGAUGCUACACUUGCCAGCGUCUUACACAUGAGCGAGAUCACUGUCCCUUCUAUCUCAAGAACCAGAAGGAGUUAGUGAACUUGGGAGCUUCGUCUGCUGAGAGCAAAAGAACUGAAGCAACAGAACGUCUUGAUGAAUAUGAUCCUCUUUAUGGUAUCAUUCCUGAGAAGCUGCUUGGGCUGGAUCAGGCGUCUGGAAAGCCAAAGAUUGCAGAGGAAGUGAUGGAUGGUAUGAGAAAGUACUUGAUGGUGGCUGAUGGUCCAGAAAAACUAGCUAGAGCGGAAAGAGUGAAGAAAUCGCUUCUAGACUUAGAGAGUGAUCCAAUUGGUAGGAAGACGGCGCUCAUGCUUGAACCGGUACCAUCGACUACAAAGGAUUUAGAUAAAGGGAAGGGAGUCGUCUUUGAUUUCAGUAGCCAGAACAAAACCCCAUCUCACCCAGAGAAGUUGAUGGCCUCUGCAAUAUCAGCUGGAAUGAGGGUCCUUCAAUCAGGCAAAGUGGUAUCAGAGAUGACAUUGCCUGAUGAUCUCACUAGCUCCAUUCACCCUUCCUUUAUUCAGGAAAGUUCAACGGGCUUUAAUACCGGUUUCUGUGAAACCAGUAUGUCCGGGACUAACUUGAAGAAAGGAAGAGCUAGGAGAAGACCGGGAACUUUCAAAAGGAAAAACAAUGGCAAGGCAGUCUUGAAAGCGGAUAAAGACAUAGGCAAGAAGAUUGGGGAAGGAGUGGUCACAGAUGCGAAAAGGAAGGCAAAUGAAGAUGUCGAGCCAUCUCAAAGCUCUGCAAGGUUUAAGAAACCAUUGGUGGUCCCAAGUGAGGGACCGUCCAGUAUCUAA
Messenger RNA from Raphanus sativus (radish), 1449 nucleotides. RefSeq lists its product as uncharacterized. The coding region runs from base 1 to 1449 and encodes 482 amino acids. The transcript has a single exon. The record is from RefSeq and is a predicted model, not a curated record. Lineage: Eukaryota; Viridiplantae; Streptophyta; Magnoliopsida; Brassicales; Brassicaceae.